UUUUUUUGUACUUAUUACUUUUUAUACCAUAAACUCUAUUCAUCAAACUUAAUAAAACGAACUCCACUUUAUUAUUAUUAUUAUGAAAGACGGUUUCAAGACCAUUACUAUUGAACCGUUCAAUGGUUACCUCGACUUUCAGGGACCUAUCAAUCCUCAAAAACCUUCAGGCAAUCUAUCACUUAAAGGUGACAUUCGUAUGGAACUUACCAAGUCUGUGAAAGUAAAAAAUGCAACCAUCAAGUUCAAAGGUUCUAGUCGCGUUUGCCAUCAAAAUACUCUAGAUAUCAUUGAUGUUAGUACACCUAUAUUACCUAAACUCAAGACUCAAUUAUUCAAUUCGACUACUUCUUUGGGUCCAGGUAAAGUGACUUUACCUUGGGAAUUGGAAAUCCUCAAUAUCUACCCUUGUAGUGUAAUGAUCAAACGUGUUAGUAUUCAUUACAAAAUCGAAUUGACCAUUUCUUUCGGCUUACACCGUACAGUUACUGCUGAAUAUCCUAUCGUUAUUCGACGUCAUCUAUUACCUUGUCUAGAAGUAACUCCUUUGGUACCAACAAAACUAUAUACAAAGACCAUCUCAACAAAAUUCCAUUAUGAAAUCAAUGCUCCUAGGAUUGUAUGUAUUGCUCAAGAAGCUAUUCCUGUUGCUAUCAAGCUUUUGACCAUUGGAAGUCAGAAACGUGUACUUAGUGUACGAACUCAAAUCAUUCAAGUGGAAUUGUAUAGGUGCAACAGUCUACCAAAAGCCGACGCCGAUAUGACCAAUUUCAAAACACAACUUUUGAAUCAAAAAAGUGCAACAUCAUCAUCAUCUUCAAUUAGUUCAGGGAAAAAGGGAGAAGCCAAUAAAUAUGCAAAAUACACCAAACGAACAAAUCCUGCCAUUAUACAUACUCUCGAUGAAACACAACUCAUGACAUCCAGUCAACCACUAUUAAUCCGUCAUCCACUAGGUGAAUAUUUGACAUUGGGAUUCGAAUCUCCAUUGGCCGCUAUAUAUCAUCAACUCGAAAUUACUUUUCAAUUUGGUGCCAGAUUUGAAGACAUUCGUGCAAAAAUACCGAUCCUCGUUGCCUCUGCUCCACCAUCUAUCAAGCAAACAACAACAAUAACAUCAGCGACUUCAACAACUACUACUACCGGCAAACAAACUCAACAAACGGAUUCUCUUCCUUUGGCUCUUUAUCCAUAUGAAAAAUUACCUGUAUGGGAACCUAUAUGUGUGACUGAUGAAAAUCGACUUGGCCGUAAUAGAUCAGCUAAUAAGACACCAACUCCAUCAACAAAUAGUAGCAGUGACGCUGCGGAUGAAGAAGAUGAAGAAGAAGUCGGGGGUAUUCUUGAAAUUAUGGCAAAUUACAAUAAUAGGAACAACAAGAACAACAACAACAGUGAUAACACCAAAAUGCAGUCUAUAUCCGACAAUCAAAAUGACUCGGGUUUUCUUGGAGUUUCCCCAACACAAUCACCUUCUCAAUCAUUACGACGUGCUCAUUCUGCUGCCAAUUUGACAACAAAUCAACAUCAGUCUGACAACAGUAGCAAUCAACCAUCUAGCUCAUCAUUGAAAAUUACACCACAUCGUCCACCAUAUCAAAAGUCAUCAAAAAAUACCUUGUCAUCAUUGUACAAUAAUAAACCAUUAUCCAUCAAUCAACAACAGAAACAUCUCAGCUCUGGGAAUUUGGAUCAAUCUACAGGAAUGUGGCCACGACCUGGAACAGAAGUACCACAUCAAUGGCGGCGACGAAGUAGUAGUCAACCCUUUGUACCCGUUGAUAAUACCUCUAUGCGACCUCCAAAAGACCCUAGACGUAUGAUGAAUCAAACCUCAGCUCUAUCACCACCAGCGACAACAUCACCCAUCCAAAAUUACAAAACCAUCAAGAAUACAGCAAGAAGCAAAUCUCCAUUGAAAAAUAGCAUCAAUAUACAGACUCCAUCUUCAACGCCUUCAGCAUUACAACCUUCACCAGUCACUCUUCCUUCCGACAAGGCUAUUCAUAUACCUUCUACAGAGGAUUCUUUAGCAGAUAUGAAUGAUUCUUUGAUUGAUGGCUCAGAUUCUUCCUCAUAUAUGGCAGAAAGUCUUAGCAGCGUAUCUCGAACUGAUUCCUCUUUGAACGAUUUGCAAUCUCGUCCAGCUUCAAUUACAUAUGCACCAGCACCUGGCUUGCCUUCUGAUAUACAGCUUCAACCUCAAGAUACCAAUCCUGGCGCUCUUUUGGAAGAAUAUUUUAUCCUUUCUCCUGGAAGUCUGGCAUCCACACCUGUUACUUCACAUUAUAAUUUUACCGAUUCUUCAUCCUAUCCUCGUGAACAACAUCGGGCAUCUAUUCAAUACACUCAGGGAUUUACUCGCAAUGGUACACAAGGAUUACGGCAAUAUCAUCCAAGGGCAAACUCAACCGAUAUGCUAUCAGUGAUUUCCACAGCACAAUCUUCAGUAUUGGAUCCAGAUGAAGAUAUUAUGCAAAUGAUGCAAGCCAUGGAAAUUAGAUAUCAACAACAAUUAGCUCAACGACAAUCUUUGGAACAACAUUACACCUAUGCAGAAUUACCACCGAUUCCAUCAUCGUCACAACCAAGAACAACAACAACAACACCUGAUGAAAGAAAUGAACGAUGUACAACAAUUUAUUAUGAGGAUGAUAGUGAUGAUGAUAAUGGAGAUGAUGAAGUGGAUACACAUGGAAUGUAUGAUUCAGAUGAUUCAGAUGAUGAUGAUGGUAACAAGUCUACAAACAAGUCGGAUGCCAACGAGCAAAACACCAAUCAGCUUCCUACCAACUCUCCACCACCAAUAGCCGUCUCACCUUUGCCACCUUUACCACAUGAACAGGAUGAAAAAAAAGGUCAAGAUCAAGAAGUAUUGGAAGAAAAUCCAGAACCAGUAUGUCUUUGCCCCAAGCAUGGCGUGAUUGUACCUCGUAGAUAGAUCCUUUUUACCCUUUCUUCUUUUCUUUUUUUUAUGUAUGUAGCCG
Molecule: messenger RNA, 2987 nt
Organism: Halteromyces radiatus
Lineage: Eukaryota; Fungi; Mucoromycota; Mucoromycetes; Mucorales; Cunninghamellaceae
Exons: 2
Coding region: 83-2941 (952 amino acids)
Source: RefSeq, a predicted model, not a curated record